Molecule: messenger RNA, 633 nt
Organism: Kockovaella imperatae
Lineage: Eukaryota; Fungi; Basidiomycota; Tremellomycetes; Tremellales; Cuniculitremaceae
Product: retrieval of early ER protein Rer1
Exons: 4
Coding region: 1-633 (210 amino acids)
Biological process (GO): retrograde vesicle-mediated transport, Golgi to endoplasmic reticulum; protein retention in ER lumen
Cellular component (GO): Golgi membrane
Source: RefSeq, a predicted model, not a curated record
AUGGGAGGUGGAAGAGGAGGUAUGCCAGCUGAGAAAAACGUGGCGGAGAUGGUGAAGGAGAACACCAAUAUCUACGCGAGAAAGUUUCAGAUGCUCUUGGAUAGGUCAACGCCACAUGUCAUGGAGAGAUGGCUGGUGACGUUGGGAUUGUUCUUAUUAUUCUCGUUGAAUGUCAUUUUGAGACAAGGCUGGUACAUCGUCUGCUACGCCCUCGCGAUCUAUAUCCUGAAUCUGUUCCUCGCGUUUCUUCAGCCCCGAUUCGAUCCAUCCCUGGCGGAUGAUCUCGCUGCUGAGGAUGUCGAGGAAGGCGCCCCAGGUCUACCUGGUGGAGGAUCCAAGUCUCCAGGUGGAUUGAAAGGCUUGUUCUCCGGUGGAGGAGAUGACGAAGAGUUCAGACCAUUCAUCAGGCGUCUCCCGGAGUUCAAAUUCUGGUACUCCGCCACCAAAGCCACCGCUAUUGCCUUGACGUGCACCAUCACACGUGCUACUGACGUCCCCGUGUACUGGCCAAUCUUGCUCGUCUACUUCUUGACACUAUUCGCGCUUACGAUGCGGAGGCAAAUCCAGCACAUGAUCAAAUACCGGUAUAUUCCGUUCGAUCUUGGAAAGAAGAAGGGAUACGGAAAGAAGUAG